Molecule: messenger RNA, 4043 nt
Organism: Bactrocera latifrons
Lineage: Eukaryota; Metazoa; Arthropoda; Insecta; Diptera; Tephritidae
Product: voltage-dependent calcium channel type D subunit alpha-1-like
Biological process (GO): calcium ion import across plasma membrane
Cellular component (GO): voltage-gated calcium channel complex; membrane
Molecular function (GO): high voltage-gated calcium channel activity
Source: RefSeq, a predicted model, not a curated record
CAAAAGUUCAGAAUGGAAUAGAAUAAUGCUGAAAUAAUAGACAAUCGGUACAACUUGUUUGAUAUUAUUAUCUGAUCAGAAAAUCGAAAGGAAGUUUCUUGUGAUAGAAGUGCCGGUUUUGAUAUAUUACGUUUCUCUUAUUUUAUAUGGCAUUCAAUAUCUAUAAACAUUUAGAGAUUUUAGUAUCUCUGUGGUACACGAGAGAAUGUAUGUAUAACAACCUAAUGGCCCUUUGCUUUGGAUUAGGAGUAGUGUAUGGUUGACGGUAACAAGGGCGAAACGCAGCAUAUGAGGCGCGAUAUACGUGGAGUUUUGACACCUUUUGAUUAAAACCUAUUUAAAUCGCCUACGCUAUGAAAAAAGAUGAGAUAUAUGGACAACAUGAGCCGAGUCCCAAACGAAUUUUAAAGGACCUCGACCGGAAGUGUAAACUUAAUAGUUGUAAUACUUGUAUACCGAGUAAUCUAAAAACUGGCACAGUUAAUCAAACCAACAAUAUAAAUGCUAUUACCCAAGAAGGAACUCUGUUGCGUCAACGUCAACUUUGCUUUAAAAAACAAAAUGAGAUAAGUAACAGCAGUCAAGAAAUUGACAUAUCGCGGGGUUCACUUCUCUACUACGGACCAAAUAAAAUCGUUGAUAACAUCGAUCAUGUAACAAACCAUUUUUCGGAAAAAUGUUUCGAUUUGGUUCCUAAACAAUAUCAUACGGCAUCUUCAUUACAGCAAACACAAUAUUUAGUCAAAAACUGCGAGUAUUAUGAAACUGAUGAUAUCAACAGUAAAUCAACUGAUAUAUGGCCAGAUGCAACAGAUAAAAAUUGUUAUGGUGAUUGGCCAUUAAGCAAUACCAAAGAAUCGAUCGAUAAUAGCAAGAAAGAACAGUUAUAUGAAUGUUCAAAUGCAAACUCAACGAUAUAUGUAACCCAAGUACCAUCAACAACACUAAUUCCUAAGAGUUACAAAAUAACAAGCACUGAUAUUAACAUUGAUUUAUUAACAAAAAACUUAAGCGGCGAACAAACUAAAAAAAGAAAUGGUGGUACAUUUAUAAAAAAAUUUAAUUCAAGUAGUAAUGAAGAUUUCGGUAGACAGUUUUUGACAAUAGAGGAAGGAAAUCAAAUCCAAUCAGUCCAACAAAUAAUAAGCCGUUCAAAAACCAUACCAAAUGAAUGCUACAAGGAAAGUAACGACAGCAUUAAAUCCAAUAUCAAUGCAAAAGAACACGAAUACAUUAAAUGCCAAAGCAAUAAUGUAGAUAACUCAUGUAACACAAUUAAUGCAAAAGUAAAUAGCAGUGGGAGUAGCAGCAGUAGUACCGAUAAACGUAAUUAUAGUAAAAGCAGGAGUCGAAGUAGGAGUAGCAGUAGUAGCAAUAGUUGUAAUUGUGAUAUAACGGGUGAUAACAGUACACUGCAUGGUUUUGGUGUUGGCGUAUUAAGCAGUUUUUUGGGUGAUUGUGAUUCUGCAAGCAACACUACGCGAGCUCAACUGCCGUCAAUAUCUCAUUCUCAGUGUCAAGAUAAUAAAACUGUUGAGCUUAGCUGGGACGUACCUCAUCAGACAUUUUUAAACCAAACAAGUAAUCCUAAUUGCAAAUCUAGAGUUUUUAUUGAGAUAGAAACACAAGCACCAUUAACAGAACUUAAAACGAUUUUAAGACACGGCUCAGGCGAUAUCACCGACUGCGAUAGUUGCAGCGAACUGCAAUUAUUGAAUUCAAAUGAUUAUAAAGCUGAUUUAGAUAUUGAUUGUGAGAGUUCCGAAGAUAACAUUAUCGAUAUAGAUUCGGAAAAUUUGAAUGUUGGCAACGUCAUCGAGCGUGGAGGGGUCAACAACUUAAGAACUCGGUUAGACUAUUUUAAUGUAAAGAAAGAAUUCCAGCCUUUGAGCCAAUACAAAUCGUUCGAUUAUUCAUUAAUAAAAUUUUACGAACAAAAAAAAAAGGAAAACGAAGACAACGUUAAACAUUAUUUUGAUAUAUCGGAUACUUUUUUAUCCGACCAACGUUCUAAAGAUAUUUUUAGCAACAUGGAUCUUGAAAGCAAUCGAGAGCAAUCAGGUGGAUCUGAUGGCGGAGCAAUUAAGCGUACAAACAAUAAUAGUUUAGCAACUAAAGAAAAUUUUGAAAAAGGACAGACAGCUGCUUACCCAACAUUUGCAAAUGGACCUUUUGGAACUGAUGUUAAUCUUGGGACAUCAAACAUUCCUGACACGAUAAAUGGCACAACAAUUGCCGGUGGAAUAAACCAGCAAAAGACAGUGACUAACACGACUACGCAAAAGCGGCCGCAAAGACGAGGGGGGAAGCCACAACCUGAUCGACCUCAACGUGUUUUAUUUUGUUUGGGGGUAAAAAACCCACUUCGGGCAUUAUGUAUCAGUAUAGUCGAGUGGAAACCAUUCGAGUAUUUGAUAUUGUUAACUAUUUUUGCGAAUUGUGUUGCCUUGGCGGUUUAUACCCCUUAUCCUUAUAGCGAUUCCAAUGUAACUAAUCAGGCUUUGGAAAAGAUAGAAUACAUAUUUUUAGUAAUAUUUACAGCAGAAUGUGUUAUGAAAAUAAUUGCUUAUGGAUUUCUACUACAUAGCGGCUCGUAUUUGAGAAAUGGGUGGAAUAUUUUAGAUUUUUUUAUUGUGGUUAUAGGCAUGAUAAGUACUGUUCUUUCACAUCUUAUGAAGGAAGGCUUCGAUGUAAAAGCGCUUCGAGCUUUCCGAGUGCUACGACCUCUUCGACUUGUUUCUGGAGUUCCAAGCUUACAGGUUGUACUGAAUUCGAUCCUUCGAGCUAUGAUCCCACUUUUACAUAUUGCUUUACUAGUUUUAUUUGUCAUUAUCAUAUACGCAAUUAUUGGACUAGAGCUGUUUUCUGGAAAAUUACAUAAAACUUGUCUUCGCCCAGAUACUGGUGAAUAUAUGAAAGAUGAACACCCCUGUGGUACUGGAUUUCAAUGUCAAGAAGGUUAUGUAUGUCAUGAAAAAUGGGACGGCCCUAAUUAUGGUAUAACUAAUUUCGAUAACUUUGGUUUGGCUAUGUUGACCGUGUUUCAGUGUGUUACUUUAGAAGGUUGGACAGAUGUGCUAUAUAACAUUCAAGAUGCCAUGGGUAGUACGUGGCAAUGGAUUUACUUCGUUUCAAUGGUUAUAUUAGGGGCAUUUUUCGUAAUGAAUUUAAUUCUCGGUGUGUUGUCUGGUGAAUUUUCAAAAGAGCGCACAAAAGCUAAAAACCGUGGAGACUUUCAAAAACUUAGGGAAAAACAACAAAUAGAAGAAGAUGUGCGCGGCUAUCUGGAUUGGAUUACCCAAGCAGAAGAUAUUGAACCUGAUGUCGAUGGUAAUUUAAUGCAAGACGCAAAAACAAAACCGACCAACGAGGCCAAUUCAAUGGAUCAAAUGGAAGAGGAGGGUCAAGAAGUUCAAAUAUCUGAAUCCUGGUGGCGUAAGAAAAAAAAAGAUUUAGAUCGUCUGAACCGCAGAAUGAGACGGUCUUGUAGGAAAGCUGUAAAAUCGCAAGCCUUUUAUUGGCUAAUAAUAAUGUUAGUGUUUCUGAAUACCGGUGUACUUGCUACCGAACAUUAUGGGCAACCAAUUUGGCUCGAUAACUUUCAAGAGUAUACAAAUAUUUUCUUCAUUGGAUUAUUUACCUGUGAAAUGAUGCUUAAAAUGUAUAGUUUGGGAUUUCAAGGAUAUUUUGUGUCGCUGUUUAAUCGUUUCGAUUGUUUUGUUGUGAUUGGUAGUAUAACGGAAACAAUACUAACAAACACGGGUAUAAUGCCGCCAUUGGGAGUAUCAGUAUUACGUUGCGUUCGACUUUUAAGAGUUUUUAAGGUCACAAAGUAUUGGCGAUCCCUUUCCAAUCUUGUGGCAUCUUUGUUGAAUUCAAUACAGUCAAUCGCUUCCCUCUUGUUAUUGCUAUUUCUUUUUAUAGUAAUAUUUGCUCUUUUGGGUAUGCAAGUUUUUGGAGGGAAGUUUAAUUUUAAACCAUCAGAAGAAAAACCUCGUUGGAAUUUCGAUUGCUUUUGGCAAAGUUUAUUAACUGUAUUUCAG